AUGGUGGUGUCGUUCGGGUCGUUUCUGUGCGUCGAGUACGCCAACAGCGCCCUGAAGAAGGCGACGAGCGAACCCUCCGACCUCUCGCCCGAGACGAUAGCGAAGAUCCGCCAGGCCGCGUACUCGUGCGCGGCGCUCAUCUUGAUGUCGCUGAUGGUCACACACUCCCCCUGGGGGCUCAGCGUCAGGUACCCCGCAAAACACCUCCUCCUCGUGGCGUUCGUCCAGCCGCCCGCCGGCGGCGUCUUCGCCGCGCUCCUCCUCGCGCUGCACUUCGACGGCAUCGUCCGCAACGCCGCGGCGCUCGCGAAAUUCGCGGUUGUGCUUUGGCCGCCCCAGCACGCGUCAGACGGGCUGCACGCGACCGCGGUCACGCGGCGCGCGCACGUCCUGACCGUCGUGGAGCGCGCGCACACGCUGCACCGCUCCGCGCUGCCGCUCGUGGUGUGGGCGCCGCUGCUGUGGAGCCACAGCCGCGUGUUUGGCCGCGCCCUCGCUGCCGUUUACGUCGCCAGCAAGGCGUGCAGCGUGGCGUCGCACGUCGCCGACGUCUUCCGGGCCGUCGCGGCGAUGCGCAAGAGCGCUGCGCAGGCCAGAAUGCCGGCGGGCGCGGAGGGCGCGGCCAGGGCGCCCGGCGUGGGGCGGUGGGCGUCGCAGCUGGAGCUGUGCGCGUUGCAGAGCAGCUCGGACCGCAACCGGACCGCGGACGGACCCGCGGUGGCCUGCUGCGCUAUCUGCCACGUGGAAAUGGAGGUCGGCGAGGCGGUGGUUCUCGAACCUGUGUGUGCGCACAUUUUCCAUGAAAGGUGCGUUGUGGAGUGGUUCAAGCGGGGAACGACGUGCCCGAUCUGCCGGGAGCCCGUGCCGUGGGCCGCGAAGGCCGGGCAGGACGAGGACCUGGUGGGGCUGAACAGAGACGGCAGAAUACGGCUGCCCAUCAUUGCUUGA
Messenger RNA from Pedinophyceae sp. YPF-701, 948 nucleotides. The record is from the annotation of a GenBank genome assembly. NCBI's taxonomy places the organism in Eukaryota, Viridiplantae, Chlorophyta, Pedinophyceae.